AUGUUAACAUUAUUUCCAAUUUUUAUACUCGCUCACUUUUGUUCUGCCGACAUCAAAAGUGAUCAUGAGAUAAAGUCCUUGCCCUUGCUGGAUUGGCAACUAAACUUCAAGCAAUAUUCUGGACGGUUGAAUGUUUCGGACACUCGGAGUUUGUCUUACUGGCAAGUUUGACAACAAAGAAUCUGGAACAUCCUAUGCUACUCUCAGAAAUUUAAUUUUUUUAGGUUAGUAGAGUCGCAAAGCAACAAAGACAAAGAUCCUUUAGUGCUAUGGUAUGUCUGCGUUUAGCCUACUCAGUACUUACACUUAAAUUUAGGAUGAACGGAGGACCUGGCUGCUCGUCUUUCUUUGGUUUGCUGAUGGAGCACGGACCAUUCAGGUUAACGGACGGGAUGGAUAUUAACCUAAAUUUGACUAAAAAUCCAGACUCUUGGAACAAUGUGAGAUUACCACAUAUCUAUAUUUUACUAGUAACCUUUAUAUAAAUAUGUAUUCGCAGUUUGCCAACGUUCUGUAUCUUGAGACUCCGGCAGGCGUUGGGUUUUCUACGAACAGCGAUGUUGAACACACAAACUACAGUGACGACACUGUAAGUUUAGACGUUGAAAAUCAUCAAACCCGGCUAUAAUGAGUUGUUUCAGACCGCCGAGGACAACUUGACGUUUCUCCGCAAGUUCCUCGAAGCCUACCCGGAAUACAAAGGUCGUGAUUUCUAUAUUACCGGAGAGAGCUAUGGUGGAUGCCUGGUGCCCUCAUUGGCAAAUCACCAGCUUCUGACAAAGGAGAAAGUCGAUCUGGUAUUGAAGGUAAGUGAAAAUGCUCUUAAAUGAUGUAUAAACAUAACUGUAUCAUUAACACAACUUCCAGGGAGUCGCGAUCGGCAACGGGGUCACAGAUGACCGAUGGGAUUCGUACGUACCGCUGGCCCUAGGCUUUCACGGCGCUAAACAGACCUUGCUUCAACUGGGGCAAUGGAUGAGAGAAUAUUGCCCCAGUGGAUUUGACAAUCUGUGCGAAGGCGGGAAGGUCCCAGAUCAACCUAGUAGCUCACUCUUUGACCGUUAUUCUGCUCUGAUGAAUAAUCCAUACGAUGACAGAAUCAAUGAGUACGAUAUCAAUCGUCCAUGUUUUAACAAUUUCCUCUGUGGUGGGAAUAGCAUUGACAAUUACUUGAAUCGACGGGAUGUUCAGAAAGCGAUGCAUUUCGCCACAGAUGACGGAGACACUACUACUUGGAACAUGUGUAACAUGUAAGAAAACUGGGCCUGUGUUACUAAUCUCAACGAUUUAGGGAUUUAAAUAAAGCAUACGACAAAUGUAAGGACAUAACAGACGUGGUCAGGAACUUGAUGAAAAACGAGUUGAAGAUACUGUACUUUUACGGUGAAACCGGUAAGUACCGUUAUAACCAGUGAAACUAACACUUAUAGAUACGGUAUGUCCUUUCGUAAUUGGUGAUCUGUUUACUCACAAGAUUGGAAAGAAUCCGAAGACAGCACCCUGGUUUGUUGAUGAUCUUUAUGCUGGAACAAAGACAACUUUUGACGGAAAUUUGACUUAUACAACCAUUGCUGAUUGUGGGCACAUGGCUGCCGGGUGGAAGCCAAAACAAACCGCCAGAGCUGUUCAUCAUUUCAUCAACGAUAUUCGCGAUUGGAAUAAUUAA
Bursaphelenchus xylophilus (pine wood nematode) is the source of this 1666-nucleotide messenger RNA. The record is from the annotation of a GenBank genome assembly. Lineage: Eukaryota; Metazoa; Nematoda; Chromadorea; Rhabditida; Aphelenchoididae.